Messenger RNA from Rotaria socialis, 1095 nucleotides. The record is from the annotation of a GenBank genome assembly. NCBI's taxonomy places the organism in Eukaryota, Metazoa, Rotifera, Eurotatoria, Philodinida, Philodinidae.
AUGAAUCGAAAGCAACAACGCAUCACUUAUGGCAAUAAUCGUAAAGGGAAAAGGAUCGAAAAAACAACACGAAGAUUGUUCGAUACUUGUUUUGAAGAUCUUCCAAAUGAAAUAUUUUAUGAGAUAUGGGAAUAUCUAGACGGGUGUGAGAUAUAUGACAUUUUUUUAAAUCUUAAUGCACGUUUUCAAUAUCUUGUUAAUCAUUCGUUGGUUCCAUUGAAAUUGCAUUUUUCUUCGAUGAGGGAAGAUGUUCUACAAUAUCGAAUCAGAGAAAUUCUUCAACCUAAUCUGUAUCGAAUCAUUUCCCUUCGUGUAUCAGACUCCACCAUCAUCAAUCGUUUCAUUACAUUAUUUUCCAUCGAUUCACGGUUCACGAAACUGGAACGCAUUGCUCUGAAUGGUAUCAAAUCAGAUGCUUUCGUAUCAUUACUUGAAAAAUUCAUUUCGUUGCCUUGCCUCUUCUAUCUUUCUGCUCAUGUCAUCGAAAAAGAUCAAUCAAAUCGUCAUCAAAUCUCAAAACUGAUUUCUUGUAUGCCACUUUUAAAAUAUUCCAAACUAUCAUACGAAUCUUCACCAACGACGUCUCGAUACACUUCAUCUUAUUGGUAUAAAGAUUUAUUGAGAAUACAUUUGUUUCGAAAAUGGGGCAGAUUAAUUUUAAGAAGAAACUGGGGCAAUGAGCAACCUUGGGAUGAUCUGUCCUCACAAGACCCUGACUAUGAGGAUUGCUGUACAACUUUAAGUGUAUAUAGGCUCGAUUGGAAACCGUUUGAGCUUUUUCUUCAACAUGGUUCUAAUGAACUCGAAUAUUAUCUUGAUAUAAGAGACUUGUGGGUGACAUCGAGAGAUUAUUCUUAUUUGAAUGCUAAUCGAUGGAAGCAAAUUAUUCAUCUCAUGCCACGAUUAGUUGAAUUUCAUAUAAAUGCGAAAACUACAAAGAACCAAACCGUUACUUGUUGUAGGUUUAUCGAAGGAUUUCAAUCUCCAUUUUGGAUCGAACAAGGAUGGAUUAUCAACCAUUUUCAUCAUAAAUUGAGCCGUGGUUCUCGUCUGAUUUUUAAUUGUAUUAAACAUGAUCUUAAAACAAAAUGCUAA